AUGUUCAACUUACGGGAUCGGAUGAAAGGAGUCGAUCCAGAUCGAGAAUACAAAAAAGUGCACACGGCUAUCAGGGAAAAGCUUCUGGCACAAGAAGUGAAAGAUCUGGAGACGAAUCUUCGCAAUCAGAACAUUUGUCGAAUUCGCUUCCCUGAGUUGCCCGCACUGCACGAGAUCGAGCUCACCAUCACACCACAGGAAGGCCUCUAUCGCGACGGGAUUUUCCGAUUUCAUAUCACCGUCCCGUUGGAGUAUAACAAUGUGCCACCCCAAGUGAAGUGUCUGACACGAGUAUGGCAUCCAAAUAUCAAUGAAGAUGGGACAAUUUGUUUGUCACUUCUGCGCGAGAAUUCUGUCGAUGAUUUCGGGUGGAGACCGACGAGGAAUUUGCUGGAGGUGGUUCACGGUUUGCAAUCACUCUUCGGCGAUCUCAUGGAUUUCGACGAUGCGCUGAAUAUGGAGGCUGCAAAGCAGUACAGCUCAAAUCGAGGUGAAUUCUCGAAUCGGGUCAAAGAGUACAUCAAUCGCUUUGCCAGGACU
Mesorhabditis belari is the source of this 540-nucleotide messenger RNA. The record is from the annotation of a GenBank genome assembly. NCBI's taxonomy places the organism in Eukaryota, Metazoa, Nematoda, Chromadorea, Rhabditida, Rhabditidae.